Messenger RNA from Racocetra fulgida, 846 nucleotides. Lineage: Eukaryota; Fungi; Glomeromycota; Glomeromycetes; Diversisporales; Gigasporaceae. The record is from the annotation of a GenBank genome assembly.
AUGCCUAAAGAUAAAGACAAAAAUGAUAGUAAAAAACCUAAUUCUAACUUACGUGAUGAAGAAAUCGCUACAGAAUUUGGUUGUGACAGAAGUACAGUAUCAAAAUUUCUUAAGCAAAAGAAGUGGUCUGAAAUAAAAAAAAUAUCACCUAACUCAAAUGCACUUAAAAUCAUUGGUCCCAAAUUUCCUCAAAUUGAAAAAGCUCAUCAAAUGUGGGUUGGUACUGCCAAACAACAACAACUCACAUUUAUAGGUGAUAUAAUUCGUCAAAAAGCACUUCAUUUUGCAACAUUAUUAAAUGUUUCAAAAGAGGAAUUUAAGGCAUCUCAAGGAUGGCUUGCAUGGUUUAAGGCUAGAAUAGGUUUUCAAAAUCAUCGAAUUUAUAGUAAAGCUAGAAGUGCCCCUAUUGAACUUCUUCCACAAUUUAGAGAGAAGUUAAAAAAUAUUUUAGACACUUAUAAACCGCAAAAUAUUUUUAAUACUGAUGAAUGUGGUUUAUAUUAUCAUAUGAAAACCCAAAUUUUUGAAAUUAUUAUAGCACAACGUGAAGCUCAAGAAAUAAUUAAUCUAACUGAUAACCCGGAUAUUCAACAACUUGCACAAGAAUAUCUUGAUAAUGAUAAAUUUAUUGCUAUUGAGGAAGUAAUGAAUGAUAACCGAAUUAUAGAAUUAAUUAAUAAUCCAGAUACUGAUGAUAAUGAUAAUAAUCUGCCCAAUAGUUUUAUUAAAGAAACUGAUGAAGCUUAUUUGUAUGAUUUUCUUUUACGAACCUAUAGAGCUUCCAAUAAAUUAAUGAAACAAAGUACUCUUGAAGAUUUUUUAGCUAAUGAUAAUUCUAAAAAUUAA